Nestor notabilis (Kea) is the source of this 3179-nucleotide messenger RNA. It is a transcript of the gene TOX3, whose product is annotated as TOX high mobility group box family member 3. Gene Ontology annotation, biological process: regulation of transcription by RNA polymerase II. The annotation marks the transcript as partial. Lineage: Eukaryota; Metazoa; Chordata; Aves; Psittaciformes; Psittacidae. Gene Ontology annotation, molecular function: chromatin DNA binding. The transcript has 7 exons. Gene Ontology annotation, cellular component: nucleus. The record is from RefSeq and is a predicted model, not a curated record.
GAUGCCGGAGAAACAACAGAGAGGCAGGGACUGAAACGCUUCCCUGCUGAAAACAGUCAGGCACAAGUACUGCCGCAGCGAAUGGAGCUGGAACAAAGUGGUUUUCGUUUCAGGACAUGUUCGGCUGCUCUGAAAGCACAACAGAGUUUCUUGCUUGCAAAGAACAACCUGUACAAGUUCAUGGUUACCCGUCCUCAUGCACUUAUUGCAGAACUUAUGCUGGUGGUGGUGGUGUUUGCUGUUUUUGGAAACAAUAACAACUACAUGAACAUGGCAGAAGCAAAUAAUGCAUUUCUCACUGCAAAUGAGACGUUCCAUACGCCAAGCCUUGGGGAUGAGGAGUUCGAAAUCCCACCCAUUACCCCCCCGCCUGAGUCAGAUCCCACGCUGGGCAUGACAGAUAUACUGAUGCCCUUUCAGAGCCUUAGUGACCAGCUGCCUGCACAAGGAAAUGAAUUUACACCACAGUUUCCCCCCCAGAGCUUGGAUCUUCCCUCCAUUACAAUAUCCCGCAAUCUUGUGGAGCAAGAUGGCGUCCUCCACAGCAAUGGAUUGCAUAUGGAUCAGAGUCACACACAAGUUUCCCAGUAUCGCCAGGAUCACUCUCUGAUUAUGAGAUCUAUUGUCCACAUGACUGAUGCUACUCAUUCGGGAAUUAUGCCUCCUUCUCAGCUAACCACCAUUAACCAGUCUCAGCUAAGUGCACAGCUGGGGCUAAAUUUAGGAGGCACUAAUUUGCCACACACUUCUCCCUCCCCACCUGCCAGUAAAUCAGCCACUCCUUCCCCAUCCAGCUCUAUAAAUGAAGAAGAUGCAGAUGAAUCAAAUAGAGCUACUGGAGAAAAAAGAGCUGCCCCAGAUUCUGGCAAGAAGCCCAAGACUCCAAAGAAGAAGAAAAAGAAAGAUCCCAAUGAGCCACAAAAACCAGUGUCAGCAUAUGCCCUUUUCUUCAGGGAUACACAAGCUGCAAUUAAAGGGCAGAACCCGAAUGCUACAUUUGGAGAGGUCUCAAAAAUAGUGGCAUCUAUGUGGGACAGCUUAGGGGAAGAACAAAAACAGGUAUAUAAAAGAAAAACUGAAGCUGCCAAAAAAGAAUACCUAAAGGCACUUGCAGCCUAUAGAGCAAGCCUUGUUUCUAAGGCCGCUGCUGAAUCUGCUGAGGCCCAGACAAUUCGUUCUGUUCAGCAAACGUUGGCAUCCACAAAUCUGUCUUCCUCCCUUAUUCUGAAUACUUCUCUUUCUCAGCAUGCAACAGUGUCAGCCUCUCCUCAAGCUCUUCAACAGCCCCUUCCAAGAGCAAUUGCUCCAAAACCUUUAACCAUGAGAUUGCCAAUGAAUCAGAUUGUAGCUUCUGUUACCAUUGCACCAAACAUGCCAACAAACAUUGCUGCCCCACUGAUAAGCUCUAUGGGAACAAAUAUGGUGGCAACACCGUCUCCAUCUCAAGUCAGUCCCUCCAUGCAAAGCCAGCAGCACCAGAUACAGCAGCUCCAGCAGCAGCAGAUGCAGCAGAUGCAACAGCAGCAACUACAUCAGCAUCAAAUGCAUCAGCAACUUCAACAGCAAAUGCAACAACAGCAUUUUCAGCAUCACAUGCAACAACAUUUGCAGCAGCAGCAGCAUCUUCAGCAGCAUAUUAAUCAACAGCAAAUGCAACAGCAGCUGCAGCACAUGCAGCUGCAGCAAAUGCAGCAGCAGCAAAUGCAGCAUAUGCAACACCAGUCACAGCCUUCUCCUCAGCAGCACUCUCCAGUAGCCUCUCAGAUCACUUCUCCCAUCCCUGCCAUUGGGAGCCCUCAGCCAGCACCUCAGCAGCACCAGUCACAAAUACAAUCUCAGACACAGACUCAAGUAUUAUCACAGGUCAGCAUUUUCUGAAGAGAAAUGGUCCUGUAACAUGGCUUUUUAUUGAUAAAGGGGAUAAACAUAAACCAUAUUUGUCUGAAAACUGUAAAUUGUUGAUGGUAGUUAUGCAGGGAUGCAUAACAGAUCAAAUGAGCCUCUAAAGUGUCUAUUAGAUAGGCAAUAAAGAACUACAAUGUAGCUGUGUAUCAUCUUUUAGCUGAUUAUAAAUCAUUUUGUUUAAAAAAAAAAAAGCUGUGCUCUUUUUCAUGUGAUGCCUUUUUAAUUUAUUUAAGCUUUACCUACAAUAUGUGAAUCAAAUGGCCUAAUAAAUACCUGGACCUUAUGACUGCAAAAUGGCCUUUCAGAGUUAUAAGAUAUAACCCUACUUUCUCUAAAAGUGAGUAAUGCACUUCAAGGCAGUAUGAACUCAUUAAGCCCUUAAAGCACAGUUGUAACUACCUGUAAAAUGAUGAUUGGAUUUCAUACAAUCAUACUUGUAUGACAUGAGUUAGUUGAUGGCAUUUUUGUCAUGGAAAAAAAGAGUAAAUCACAGAUUUUUGCCAAAGCUCUUAAGUUUUUUCUCUCCUACAUGUCUUUAGAAUGCAAGUAACUGAACUUAAAUGUUUGAGACAACCUUUCACUUCAUUUUUCCAAAUAAACCUAUCAUAGUUUGUAAAAAAAUAUAUAUUGACAUUUACAUUCUUACGUUAAUUCCAGUUACAGAACAAAUGUGAGUAUUAUAUCCUGUGUUGAAGUGAUGAGUUUCAGAUUGAAUACACUGUAUUUUUAAAAGGGGAAUGCACUUAAAUAAAACUGUUGUUAUGGAGAGCUAAGAUGAAAGCAAGAGUUUUUAAUAUUCUGUAAAACCAGUAGAAUAUUUAAAUGAAACUCCACAACAGAAUAAUCAAUGUAAAUAUUUUCUUUAAAAGUUGUAAGUUUUCAUAUCAUGUGUUGUAAAGUUUUCAUAAAUGAGGCUUUAAUGUAAACACUGGUAACAUGAAUUAUUAAUUGCUACAUUGCUUAUUGUGUUUUUAUGCUGUUUUAUACUUUUUUAUGAGUUAUGAUAGCAGCAAUUAAGUUGUUUGUAUUUUGCUUAUCUAAAAUAAAUGCUUUUAUCUUGCUAUAGAAUAAACACAUUUCAGUAAAACUGAUGAGCCAUGAGUCUUUGAUAAAAAACCCGAAAAUGUUGCCUUAUGCAAACACUUCCUUGGAAAAUUUAUUUCAUGUUUUGGAUUUUUCUUGCACGUACUGGGUAAGCAGGUACGAUGGAAUCCGAGAAUGUGAUCAGCUCGUGUCCCCAUUAGGAUGCCCUGCUGAAGAGUUGUGUACAUCUC